AUGGCGCAUCCCUUUCAAACAGGCCUUCAAGAUGCAACUUCCCCCAUCAUGGAAGAACUCCUACACUUCCAUGAUCAUACACUAAUAAUUGUAUUCUUAAUUAGUUCCUUAGUUCUCUAUAUCAUUUCAAUUAUAUUAACUACUAAAUUAACACAUACAAAUACAAUAGACGCACAAGAAGUGGAGACAGUAUGAACUAUUCUACCAGCUAUCAUCUUAAUUAUAAUUGCACUUCCAUCACUACGAAUUCUUUAUAUGAUAGAUGAAAUUAAUAACCCAUCAUUAACUGUAAAGACUAUGGGGCAUCAAUGAUACUGAAGCUAUGAGUAUACAGAUUAUGAAGACUUGAGCUUCGAUUCUUAUAUAACCCCAACACAAGAAUUAAAGCCCGGAGAGCUGCGAUUACUAGAGGUAGAUAAUCGAGUAGUACUACCCAUAGAAAUAACAAUUCGCAUAUUAAUUUCCUCAGAAGAUGUGCUACAUUCGUGAGCUGUCCCAUCUCUAGGACUAAAAACUGAUGCAAUCCCGGGGCGAUUAAAUCAAACAACUCUUAUGGCCAUGCGACCAGGACUAUAUUAUGGCCAAUGCUCAGAGAUUUGCGGUUCUAAUCAUAGCUUUAUACCCAUUGUACUUGAAAUAGUUCCGCUGUCUUACUUUGAAAAAUGAUCCGCUUCAAUACUAUAA
Molecule: messenger RNA, 684 nt
Organism: Ailuropoda melanoleuca (giant panda)
Lineage: Eukaryota; Metazoa; Chordata; Mammalia; Carnivora; Ursidae
Source: the annotation of a RefSeq genome assembly